GUAAACAAGUAUGGCGACAUGUGAGCGGGACCCAGCCGAGGGGCUCUCAUUCGGAGGAAAGAGGCGCCCUUUAGAUGAAGAAGUUACCAAAAUAUCAAUAGGCAAACGGCAGUUUAAAAGAUGGUGUAAUUUUAAGAUCAAAAUCAAUUGCACUCGCGACACGGAAGCAAUGCAAAUCCUGCUAGACCAUUGGUAUAAGGCAUUUCCAGAGCAUGAUACCAAGAGGAAAGGGAGGGGGAGAAGGCCUGCAUCUACAGUGGGAAAUGGGGCUUUGCCUGACACAGAAACACAGAACAGUGAAGAUGAAGAUUGCGUAACAUGUACCAGUAUAUCACCCACAGAACAAGUACAGACAGAGAUGGAUAGCAUACCAUUAAAGAUGGAGGUGGAUGAUGAUAUUGUAACUGAGGAACCAGAGAACACAGAGAUUGAACGAGUACUAAGUCCGAGUGUGAUGGUCACAGAUGAUAAUCUGAAUAAAGAAAUCAAAAGUGAAGAAUUGUGGACUCAGAAAUUCUGUUUUUUAUCAAAUUGCAAUCAGCGUGUUGUACCGAGGCAUUAUGAAGUCAAGAGGUUAAAUGAAGCAGAUCUUGGAAACAAGGUAGUGAAUUUUACCAUAGACGAAAAUCCGGCAACAUUCCGAGAAUCCAUCCUCAGUGCAUGCCCACAAUUGAGGAAGGCAGGGGGAUUUGAACUGUUGAGAAGGAAAAGCAAGUUUGGUUUAGAGAGCAUCUCCGAGCCCCGUAGUGGAUUUACCACUUCGUAUUUGAUGGAGGAAAACGAGCUGAACGGAAUCAUUUGUUAUGUUAGGCCUCGAAAGAGUAUUUCAGUGAAAGCCAUCGAGGAUGGUCCAAGGAGACUACGAAAUGACCUCAGUUUUGCUCAAAAAAUAGAGGUCCUAAAGCUCCUAAAACAAGGCCUGAAGCAGACAGAAGUGGCCAGGCGCCUUGGUUCUUCCCAGUCCGUGAUCUCCUUAAUCGCUUCCAAAGAAAAGGAGAUUUACUCCCAUGGGAAUAACUUAAAUCCCAGUAGGAAACGUAUACGACCCGGAAAAGCUGCAGACGUGGAGGUCGCCCUGACGUGCUGGUUUAAAAAUGUUUACGUUCCUGGUAAAUACAUUCCCAAUACUAUAAUAAUGGAACAGGCAGAACUACAGGCUAGGAAGCUAGGGAACAUGUCAUUUACUCCUUCCUCGGGUUGGCUCAAUAGGUGGAAACUGCGGCACAAUAUACCCUCAACAGCAUCGGUCAAGAAAAAACGCGAUCAAACUCGGAACAAAGCGACCAAUGAGGAAGAAGUUUCUCAACAGGAAGUUGAAGAAGAGGAAGUAGUUCCUGAGGAUGCUGAAAGUGAGGCUGUAUCUGAAGAUGAGGACUCGAGAUGUCAGAAUGAUGACUCGAUAUCUCAGCGAGAUGGGGCCUUUUCUCACAGUGAAGACUCAAACCCUCAGUACACUGAAAAGAAAGGGGACAAGCAGAGUGAGGUUGCAGAGAAAACAAAAGAGAAAUGCAGAAGCGAUGGGAUCUCCACAACCAAAAAUUCAGUGGAAACUCCCGAGUACCCAAGGCACAAGCGUAAUGACCUAAGCCUAAAAGACCAAAUGCGUGUUGUAGAACUUCUAGAUCAGAAAGUCCCACAGACAAAAAUUGCAAAACAACUAGGAUGCUCGCAGUCCUUUAUAUCCAAACUCUCUAGCAGGAAGGACGAAGUCCGUGCACAGUUUUUGACUUCCGAGGAUCUGAAUCGGAGAAGGAACAGGAAGGGAAAAGCCCCAGAUGUCGAGUCUGCACUGUUGGCCUGGUAUCAAAGUCUCCUGGAUCAGGAACCAGAAAAACAGAUAUCAAGGAAGAUGUUUAAGGACCAAGCUAAAAAACUGGCUGAUGAGUUUGGAAUUCCACAUUUUCCUGCAAGCGAUUCAUGGCUUUACAGGUGGAAAUGCAAGCAUAAAUUAGUGGAUCCGCCUUUCUUGCAGAAAAAAACAAAUUCUCCUGAGAAAAAUAACCCAACACAAGAAAAUGUCAAUGUGGAGAUGGAAAAUUCUAUAUCUGGAUCACUAGAUCAACGUUCAGAAGAAGAAGAAGACCAGGAGGAUGUGACAAGCGAGGGCAUUGUGUCCAGUGAACUGUGUGGUGAAAACAAUAUCUCAGUGAUUCAAGAGCAACAGCUGUGUCAGAAUGUGGAACCCAGUGUUGAGGCUUCUGCUAUCCAACCUGAAAAAGAUACAUCAGGAUCAUCUACCACAAAUAUUCCUGAUUCUGAAAUGACUGAGCAGGUUGAAACUCAUAAUCUUUUAGGAACAUCAGAAAAAGAUACAAGUACAUCGUCUGUAUCCAAUAUUCCAGGGACAAAGUCACAGGAGAGUGAUGCUGGGACUACUACACUGGACAAACAGUUAGAGACUCAGAAGUUGUUGGCCACAGCUUUCUUGCAUUCACUCAACAUACUUGGACCACAGACUUCUGCUCAAGGCAGUGGCUCAGUUGUUCCACAGCUUAGUGGAUCAGCUCAGGAGAUGAUGAGGAACAUAUUGGAGCUAUGUCAGACUCCAACACAAAAUCCUUCUACUCCAACCAAAAGCCAAGCAGAGGAACCAAAGUCUGGAGAAAGCUUGGUGUCUCCCUCAGGGGUAAAUACCAGUAUGACAACUCCAAAACCAUCAACAGUUGUAUUAGGUAAUCAGAACUGUGAUGCACAUGGAAGUGAAAUAGCUGUUGGUCAACUUGGGAAGCUUUCACAGACUAAAAUAUCAGAUUCGGCAUUUUUGAAUGCUGGUACGUCUUCCAUUGCACAGAGUUCAUCAUCAUCCUCAUCCAAAGCUGUUUCCAGCACUAUAUCUAAAGAACAGGCAAACAAUUCUGUGAUAGCUUCUGUGCCUUCAGAAGUGCCUGAGGUAGCAGCAUCAUCCACCAAUGUUUCAAAUACAUGUCGUUCUAGUAUGAAUCAAACAAUAGGGACUGUAUCUACUAAGUUGACAAAGACUCCCAAAAAACAAACCUCAGCCUCUAAAAGCUGUAGUACCCCAUCAAAGUCCAAAUCAAAAGUGAAGGGAAAAUCUACACCUUCAUCCAAUGUGCCUGAAGAGCCAAUGACUCCAAGAUACAGUACACGUAAAAGGACCGCCAACAAGAUUGUACAGAAACUAGCUGAGGAGGAGAAUGAGUCAGACAUGGCUGACGUGAACGAUGACAGUGAUAAUGAUCCCAACUGGGAGGAAACAGAGAAAAAGAAAAAAUCAUCCCACAGCCACAGGAUUUCCAGAGAGGAGUCCGACUCGGAUGUUUCAAUGGAUUCUGAUAAUUUUUUUGAUUCUGAGGAAGAUGAUGAAGCUUUUGAUGAUGAUGUUGUUGAUGAAAAAGGGCAGGAAGAUUCUGCACCUUCAUUGGAUGGGCCUUACACUAACGAUUUCAAACGAAAAAUAAUCUUGUAUGCUGAAAAACAUGGCAACAACCAAACUGCUGUUAGAUUUCAUGUUGACAAGGAAUUGGUUUGGAAUUGGAGGGAAGAGAAGAACACGAUAUUUUCUGUGAAAGGAUCCUCAGCAAAUGAUGUUCACAUAGCCGGGUCAGAGCUUCAGAUAACAGAUGCGGAGAUAGACAAUGCUAUAUCAAACCUCAGGUCAGUACAAAGAAGAAGCUUCACCUCGCAAUUCAAACUGGAGGUCGUGAACUACGCCAUUCAGACAAACAAUAUGGCCGCUCAGCGAAGGUACGGAGUGGGUGAGAAACUUGUUCGUUACUGGAGAAAACAGAAAACCAAUCUUGAAAAUAGUAAAAAGAACUUAAAGAAGCUUAAACCUGGCCGAUCUGACUGGCCUGAUCUUGAUGCUUUGUUGAGGAGUUGGUCUUUUGAACAAAUUGAGUGGGGGAAUGUAUUGUCUGUGGAGAUCAUACGCCAAAAGGCAAUUGAGUUUGCAGAGAUGUUGAAAAUUGACGAUUUCAGUGGGUGUGUGACAUGGGUGGCUAGGUUUUUGAAGAGGAAUAAAAUUUCAUUGAGGGGCCUUGAAAAGGAGAGAAAGCAGAAAUUGAAUGGAGGAGAUAAUGGACAGAAAUAAAUGAUGCUUCAAUGUCCCUUUCCGAGACCUACUCACCUUUACAUGUAUGAUGCAUGUACAUAUACAUGUACCACGAGAAAAAUAUUACAGUUCUCAGGUUAGCUUGGACUUUCAGUAAGGCGUGACUUUCUCGGCGCUACGUAAUGGCAAAUACUAGUAGAUUCUCAUUGGUUAAGACAUUAAUAACAUCAGGAACUUUAAAAAAAUUUUGUUGACAAAUGAUUGGACGACUUAUGCCCCACCUCUGUGACGUGAGAGAACUUUUAAUUUGCUAUUUGCUACACCAGUUGACAUUCGGCCGAAUUACAAUCCUAUGUAAAUUUUAACAGUGAAGGAAAACUAUGUAAAUUUCAUAAGCUAAUUAGGAAACGUCAAGAGUGCCACGUCUUACUGAAAGUCCAAACUAAACUGGAAAUGGUCCUAAAAUAAAACUUUGGCAAUAAGUCAAGAACAGCAAAAAUUUUAGGUGGGUUUCUCAAAACCU
Messenger RNA from Saccostrea cuccullata (small rock oyster), 4535 nucleotides. RefSeq names its product serine-rich adhesin for platelets-like. Gene Ontology annotation, molecular function: sequence-specific DNA binding. The transcript is spliced from 16 exons. The record is from RefSeq and is a predicted model, not a curated record. NCBI's taxonomy places the organism in Eukaryota, Metazoa, Mollusca, Bivalvia, Ostreida, Ostreidae. The coding region runs from base 11 to 4051 and encodes 1346 amino acids.